Molecule: messenger RNA, 726 nt
Organism: Triticum aestivum (bread wheat)
Lineage: Eukaryota; Viridiplantae; Streptophyta; Magnoliopsida; Poales; Poaceae
Exons: 3
Source: RefSeq, a predicted model, not a curated record
CUUACCGCGGCCCUCGCCUUCUCUCCCCGCGGCAGGGCCUUCUCCUUCGGCCACCCCUCCGUCGACUCCGUCGUGGAACGCUUCCUGGCGGGGGAGGCUGCGGGGGCUGGCGCGAGGGAGGAGGGCGCUGCCGACCACCGCUUGCUGGCCGGGGAGGGCGCUGCCGGCGAAGACGAGAAGCUCGAGAAGCUGCAGCAGGAGUUCGACGAGAUGCGCACGGAGCUGGUCGAGUUGAAGAAGCGGACCAAGCGCACGGACAAGGCCAUGGUGAAAGAGCGCUCUGCGGGGGACCAGAUAGCGGCUUGGUUUGACCCCAAGGUGCGCGACAUGGGAGACGAGGACAUGGCGGCCUUCUUCGCCGCGCUGAUGCAGAUGAAGGACGCCGAGCAGGGGUUCGAGGCCGGGAUGGAUAUGCAGCAGAUGGUGAUGCCGCCGCCCCCUCCGUCUCACGUGGUCGCCGCCGGGAUGGAUGUGCAGGAGAUGCCUCCGUCGCCGGGGUUGGCCGCCGGGAUGGAUCUGGAGCAGAUGCAGAUGACGAUGCCUAAGCCGCCGGGGUUCGACGCAGGGCUAGACAAGGAGAUAGAUCAAUGGCUUGAUGUGAUGCUGCCGCGUCCGGAGUUCACUGCCGGGAUGGAGACGGUGCAGCAGGGGCUCCAUCAACUGAACGCCGUUUCCAGCAGCAGGAGCCAGGAGAUGCGAGUGACUCAGGUUCCCUCCCUCCCUUGA